AUUCCAGGUGCUCUCGUCUAUAUCUGUUAAUCGUUUUCUCGUUAAUUUCUGCACAUUUUUGGCUUCAAUUUGAUGUUUUUUUAAUUGAAUUCUGAUUUGUAGUCUGGGCAGGGAUUGAGCAUUGAACUCUUUUUGCUUUCUUUAUAAAAUUUGGAUUUAGUGGGUCUGUAGUUUAGUGGAUGGUUUUAAUUGGGUGUUAAAAAUAAGGAGGAAUGAACAAUCCUCAAGCAAAGGACAGCUAUGAAUGUGCUGUCUGUCAGCUGGGACGUUUACAAUCCUUUUGGUCUCUUACAGCUCUUAGACAGAUAGAUUUGAGGAUAUAGUCGGCCUGCCAAACCCCUAAUAGCUGUAUUCCUUAACAAAAUAGAAUCCCACUUUCAUUUGAUUUUGUUUCAUUCCACCGUAUGUAUCUACAGAUAAGCAAUCAUAGAUUGAGUAAACGUGAAAAGCAUUGUUUUUAGGAAGAAAACAGAGUGGGUUUUGUAGAAAAUGUUGUGCGUUUACAUUUAGAGGUGUACCCAUAAAGUUUUUAUUGGACUAUUACAUUAAAGGUUGCUUCAUUUUUGUAACUGGUGCAAACCCUUUGGAUAGAAACUUAUGUUGAAACUCAAGAUGGUAGAGAGAUUUCGCUUAUCAUAUUGAUUUCCGAAUGAUGGACUUUUAUUUUGGUGAGUUUGAUGUAUUGGUUUGUCAAUCCGUAUAGCAGUAGCAGAAUAGAGGGUUUCUAUUUUUGAGAUUAAAGUUUAAACCCAAAGUGGAGGAGCUGGAUGGAGACCUGAGACAGUAGAGUGUUUGCAAUUCAUAAUCACAGGAACAAUGAUUUAAGCGGAAAGAGAUUUCAGAUUGGGGUGACUUGUAUAAUGGUUUACUGCUCUCUAUAGCCUCAAGGAAAUACAGGGGCGCUGUUUUUGGAUAUGAGAGGAAACCCUAAAAAUGAUAUGAAUGGGAGUCUAUAGUAGGUGGAGUAGGGCUAAUGCAAUUCAUUGUUGAGAGGGAGGUUGAUUUCAGUUUUCACACUGGGAAGUUUGGUAUAGUUGUAAAUUAUAUAUACCUUGGGUGCGGGUGCGGCAUCGAUGCUGGAAGAGAGCAUGCGUGGAGAUAGCAGUGCGGGUGAUGCCCCUGACCAGCCUUGUCGCCGAUGUAUUCGGUGCAGUAACUCUAUCAUUUAUCCUCUUGUUCAUAGCUGCUGGAAUUUGUUGCAUUGCACAUGUGUUGUAUUUUCGAUAUCAGAUACGUAGACAAAGAAUCAACCACCAGCUUCAAUAUUUUAAUGUGCCAUGGAUCAUUCGGAUAAGCCUGAUUGUGUAUGCAAUUCUGUGGUGCCUGGGUGAAAUCUUCCGUUUGCCAUUGUUGAGGAAGAAAGGUUGGCUUCUGUACUCUCUGAGCCCACAAUGGCAGCAGAAUGUGUGCAGACUCUAUCUCUUGUCAAACUUAGGAUUGAUGGAGCCAGGCUUUUUUCUCACUUUGAUAUUUUUGGUGCAUGGGUCGCUUCAUCGAACCAUAAACAGUUGGAACAGACGAACAGUUUCUUUUGUUGUCGCUUUAUGCCUGCCUGUUUUCAUUGCACAGCUGUUUUUCGUUGUCAUUAGCCCCAGUUUUGAAUUCCAUAAGGGAUAUAGGAAAGAGAAGGAAGGCUAUGGAGCUCGAAUACCUAAGUAUUUUACCAGAGCGUUUUGGAGACAGGAUGAUAUGAUUUUCUGUGCUUAUCCUCUCUUUAGUACUAUUGUAAAUGGAGUGUUUGCUUGUUUGUUCAUAACUUAUUUCCUGUAUGUGGGAAUGAGGAUGAUUUCUUUUGUGAUAAACAAAGGACUGCAGAGAAGAGUUUAUUGGUUGAUUUUUACAGUGUCUGGUUUUCUUCCAUUGAGAAUUUUGUUCUUGGGAUUCUCCGUAAUGUCAACACCUGGCAAGCUGGCCUUUGAAGCUUUGGUCUUCUUAGGGUUCAUUGCACUUCUUUUCUGUGCGGCAGUGGGUAUAUGGGUUCUGGUGUACUUGCCUGUAUCAGAUUCAUUGGUAGUUAAUGGGAUUUCUGGUUUAAGACAAACUAGGAAUCAUCAAUACUCAAACAUGGUACCGCUGGAAUCUUUCAGCCAGACACUCUCUGGAUUUGUGAGUGACAAUGAUGAUAAUUCCUCCAUUGUUGCAAGCCAGAGUCUUUUGGAAGGAGCAGUGACCACUAGCAUUGGAAGAGAUUCGGACUCGUCAACCAAAGGUAGUUCCAUUUCUUUUCGUACGCUGCUGAAAGAUGUUCCCUCAGGACCUGUAGAAGAAGUCACACUUUUUGCUGAUGCUAACAGAAUGCUUGAUUCUCCUCCCGAGUCUCCACCUCUUCCAGGGCAACCAAUGCUAUCCUUUCAUUAAAGGAGCAUUUAAGAGCUCAUACGAGUGAAAAAGUUUUAUCUUUUUUCUCUUUUUGUUAAUUACAUAUGUAGCCAUUUUCCUCUUUUAAUUAGGCAGUCUGCAAUGUGAAUCUUCUUGAUGUCCACUGCUGACAAGUGUGCUAUGGCAUAUGAUGUGAGUUCUCUUGUAGACUGGAGAAUGUUAGAUUACUCUUGCUGGAACUUUGUAGAUUAUCAUCAUGGAUGGCAGUGACCAUCAAUUGAAACGGUAGACUCUUGUAUUGUAACUAUUACCACUUCCUAUCGUUUACUUUAAAUUUAUCUAGGUAGUGGGACUCAUUUUAUUUGAA
This is a messenger RNA of Cryptomeria japonica (Japanese cedar), 2686 nucleotides long. RefSeq lists its product as uncharacterized. The transcript has a single exon. NCBI's taxonomy places the organism in Eukaryota, Viridiplantae, Streptophyta, Pinopsida, Cupressales, Cupressaceae. The coding region runs from base 1114 to 2358 and encodes 414 amino acids. The record is from RefSeq and is a predicted model, not a curated record.